AUGGCUCUAAAGUACCUGGUGCAUUUAACCGUGGUUCUGGUGGCAUUACUGCCUUUGUCUCUCCUUCCUGUUGGCACCCUUACGGUUCAUUGUGUGUAUCUGCCUCCACCCUUAUCUUCGGAUAAGGUGCUCUCGCUUCUUCGCUCGUUACCCGUAACCAGUGAUACCAUCCUUUGUGGUGAUUUCAAUGCUCGCUUUGGAUCUCUACUGGGUGAUACUAAUGCUAAUCCUCGUGGUACCUCACUACUUCCAUGGCUGGAGGAGUCCUCUUUUUCCAUUCUCAAUGAGUCUUUAGCAUUUGGUACACCCACAUUCACAACUUUUCGACGUCAACAAGAGGUUCAUAGCAUCAUUGAUCUGUUUCUUACAAACAUUGGCGAGGCUGCUCUGUUACAUCCUCAACUGGUGGUUGAAUCUGAUCUGUCUCUUGGCUCUGAUCAUCGGCUGAUGGUACUUACUUUCGAGUAUGUGCCCCCUCCUGAUGAUACUCUUGGUUCUGGUAGCUCUGGUGGUUUGGCCCCUAGACGGCAAUGGAAGCUCUCGAAAUUGAGGAAAAAGCGGCCUUUGGGCUUGCUUCGUGAAUCCUUUCGAUCUUCUGUUGCUCCUUUGGUUGGUUCUCUCUCUGGUUUGGUGUCUGCUCCUCCUGGUGUUUGUCCAGAUAUUGAUGCACUCAACGAUUCUUUGAAUCAAUGUUUGUAUGAAUCUCUGGAUAGCUCAAUUGGUGUGAAAUCUGGUCGUCCUGGCCACUGGAAAAAGUACUGGACACAGGAAAUUGAGGAUGCUGCUCGUGAAAGAGAUACUAUGUAUAGUAGAUGGAGGUGGGCAAGUCGUUUUGCCAAAGUCGAAACAUGGAAUCUCUAUCAAGCUGCUCACAGGCGUUUUCGUUCUCUUGUACAAGCUGCUAAGCGUCGAUCGUGGAAUCAGUUUUGCUCUGAUUUAGAAAAGGACUUUUCGAAAGCUACUGCUGCAAUCAAGCGCAUUAAAAGAAACAAGGAAUGCUCUGCAACGUAUAGUCAUCCAGAUGGUCCAACUGCCUCUGUCAACACAAUGGCGUCCCAUCUUGCCUCAGUCUAUGAUGGCUCUUUGUUGAAUAAUGCGUCUCGCCCUACUGCUCCCCAAGUGAACAACUCUGAUUUGCCUUACGCUGUGCCUACUGAUCUGUCUCUGUUUGAUGCUGAUAUACUUGUCGCUCUCAUUAAGCGUUUGCCAAAUGGGAAAGCUCCUGGUCCUGAUCAUCUGAAAGCUGAAAUGCUGAAGGCUCUAGCAUCUGACAUUGCACCCGUAUUGUCUCUGCUCUUUACACUCUGCUCUCAGUGGUCGUAUACACCAGCUCUAUGGCGACAUGCUCAAGUCUUUCCCAUUUACAAGAAAGGUGAUGUAUCUGAUCCUGCAAACUUUCGUCCAAUUUCGCUUACUUCGGUGAUGCGUAAAUUGUUCGAAUUCUCUCUGAUGCCUGCUCUUGAUGAACAUUCGCCUGCACUUGAUGUUGCUCAAGGUGGUUUUCGCCCACAGCGUAGUCCUCUGGAUCAAGCCCUCUGUUUACAUGACUUGAUGCACGACUACUUCCUCACCCACCAUCACUAUCCUGUGGUUGCUUUCCUGGACAUCAAAUCAGCGUAUGAUACCGUGGAUCGUCGAGUGAUUUGGGAUGCUCUCUCUCGUUCUUCUCUGCCUCGUUCAGUUCUCAGUUUGCUCAUCCACAUGUUCGAUGAUGUACUCGUGUCUGUGUUGAUUGCAAAUCACACCUCUGUUCCCUUUUCGCCUGCUACUGGCGUAUUGCAGGGUUCAGUGCUCAGCCCUCACUUGUACUCUCUGUACAUCAACUCUCUGCCUGCUGUUCUUCGUUCUGCUGUCAGUCGCGGUACUAUGGUAUCACCACCUGGGAUGCCUAGUGUUUGCGUGAAUAGCCUGCUCUUUGCUGAUGAUGUGGCCAUAUUUGGCUCUCGUACUGAUGUGCAAACCAUGUUGGAUGUCGCUUCAGAUCACUCGUUCUCUCUUGGCUACAGAUGGAAACCAUCUACAUGUGCGAUGUUCUCUGCACGGAUUACGAAUUCGUUAUUGUUGCGCUUUAUCAUAUUUCUGUAUAAAGAAUGA
Messenger RNA from Mucor velutinosus, 2094 nucleotides. RefSeq lists its product as uncharacterized. The coding region runs from base 1 to 2094 and encodes 697 amino acids. The record is from RefSeq and is a predicted model, not a curated record. The transcript has 2 exons. Lineage: Eukaryota; Fungi; Mucoromycota; Mucoromycetes; Mucorales; Mucoraceae. Gene Ontology annotation, molecular function: catalytic activity.